Molecule: messenger RNA, 9365 nt
Organism: Paramacrobiotus metropolitanus
Lineage: Eukaryota; Metazoa; Tardigrada; Eutardigrada; Parachela; Macrobiotidae
Exons: 6
Coding region: 182-9103 (2973 amino acids)
Source: RefSeq, a predicted model, not a curated record
UGCCGUCAUUCCAGCCAGUUUUCUGCACGUGCUCCAUACAUAUCGCAGUGGCCAGUAUGCUAUAACAGAUAAUUAACUACUUUUAUUCUCAAUACUUACUGGUUACUGCAGACAAAGUCCGGCACUUUAUAUCUGACCAGUCUGCAGGUUUAAAUUUUUCCCAGAUACCCACCAGCGAGACAUGAAAUCCAGUAAAACCCUUGGACAUCCUCAUCAGGGUCAAAUCCUUAGCGAACUGAACCUAAUUAUAAAAUAUGGUGAUCGGCCUAAACUGCGCGUGGACAAAGAAACAGUGGAUGUCCACAUUCCACCGGGCAAUUCAAAAUUAUGGCCGGAACCGCCUUCGAUAACCCUUCGUGGGCUCGCGAUCACACUAAGACCCGUACAGGACAAUUGGAAAAUUGACGGACGGCUCAAGGAUUCAGCAAAUGGCAGCUGCCAGUUCGUAAUCCACGUUGAUGACACAAGAGUAACGGUUUCGAGUAUUGAUGCUACAGUUGAGAACUUUUCUCUGACCGCACCGUCGAUCGCUACCAGAGGGAUCGUCCGCGGACGAAAUCUAGCACUUUACUCUGCUGAUGGUUCUGUAAGAAUCGAGAAAGCGGUCCACUGCAACAGGUUAAUCGCGCACGGCGGAAAGUACAAUGUACGCUUGACAACCGAAAGCAUCGUCGACUGCGAACAUUUCACGGCUUCGGGCAAGAAAUUAGUAAUCGAUGGCAAACUGUUCUCGAAAACCAAACAUAUUGACCUGGAUGUAACAGUCGACCAAUGUCACAUCGGCGUGGAUGGCGCCAUUGGUUCCAAAAAGGAAAAUGCUUUGAACCAAAAAAAGAGAAAAGAAGUGCUGGUGGAUACCAUAAAAGGAAUAAUCCGGGGACACAUCAGUAAUUUUGGUACUAUUGUGGCUCGCAAAGAAUUACAACUCGAAAUAACCGGAAGCAUCUUGUCUUUGGUGAAUAACACUGACGACUCAGCGCACCGAGGUUAUAAAGCAAUUAAGAAUUUAAAACGAGUUGGAGCACCAACGGAUUCGUCACUGCAGCCUACCAGUAGCGCAUUGCUUGGAGCGAUCAACGAGGAAAGCCCGGAAAAGGUAGCAAAGCUGUUGGAAAGGUAUGUCGAUCCAAAUGAGACCAUGGUCGACCAGCAGUCUAAGAAUUUAAUAACACCAGCGCAGACAGCAAUACGCGAAUGGUUCAAGCACUUGCGAGACGAGGCUCAGAGACCGGAUCGCCCGGAGAAGAUUACGACCAUUAAAGCGCUUUUUGAAACUAUGGACUGGCGACGAGGGAUUAUCAAAUCGCAGAAUUUGGAUUUAAGGAUUGAUGGAGAUGUGCAUGACUGUGCGCAGAUGAGAGCAACGACAAGUUUAAAGGUCACAAUGACCGGAACUGCCGUAUGUGAGCACGAUUCAAUCUGGUCGACUGGUGGUAUCACAGAAAUAACAAUCGGGAAAAAUCUGGUUCUCUACGGACAAGUGAAAUUUAACAAAGCGUUCAUAAAGGUCACGGAAGAUGUGCUGUGCCAAUCGACCGCAAUUGUCGCUGUUACCGAUCACGCUAAAGUGUGCAGCAAUAAUUUUCGGUGUUCGGGACAGUGGUUUACGGACGAAGCGCUGCAGUUACAGUUGCAAGGCUCGGCAGUUUUUCACCACGAGUCGUUUUUAUUUGCCGGCCUGUUGCGAAUGGAAGCGAAACAACAAUGUCAAAUUUACGGUCAGUGGAUGUUGAACGAAAUGGACGCUUACAUCGGCGGGUCCUUUUUAACUGGACCUCAGGCAGCUGUGAAAAUCGAAAACAACGGGUCAGUUGUCUGCAAGCAUUACCGAAAUGAGAAUCAGCUGACCGUUGGGAAGGAUAUGCAGAUUGUCACGGAAAAGCUGGAGCAAGCCAAGGCAGGAGUUACGCAGGUUGCCAUUCAGUUAAUUGCUACAGUCCUUGCUGAUUCGGAUGAAAACUGGGAUGGUUUGACUGUAACUGACUCGUUACUCGUUAAAAUGACUCAUCGGCUCAACAGUCACGGACUGAUCAAAACCAAACUUGCCACCGUGCAUUUAUUUUCUGAAACGGAGUCCCAGUUUGUCCUAAGCGGCGAAAUGUCUGUGGACAGCGGGCCAUUAAUGGUCGUCGUCCAGAAGGAAAAACAACCGACCCUUGACAAUUUUAACCCACACCCGGGAUUUAUCGUGCGGGGAAUAUUGGCAGCGAGCGAACUUCGUGUCGUUUGCAACAGCAUCAUCGAGAACAGUGGGACAAUCAUGGCGCAAAGCUUACUCUCCAUUUUAACGAUCGGAAUCAACAACGGAAAGGGUCUUUUACAUGCACCCAACAUUUCCCUGGAGUAUCUCUGCAACCCGAAUACUGAAUUGUCUGGAAAGGUCAGCGCGCCCUUUAAUCUGCUGAUCAACGCUGCUAAUGCCACAGAUUUUCAGUUGGCGUGCACUACACCGGAAAACGAAGUUCUGAUGCUUCCACAAAAGCAGUUGUUAAUCAAAUCCUCAAACUUCUCGAAAUUAAGGAUUCCGAUCCAAUGGAGCAAAUCGACCCAGCCAACUACAACAUUUAUUUUUGACGGGCAAGUCAUUAUCGAUGCGGCAGUAAGCCUAGCCAGCUGCAAAGUAAAGGUCAUCAGUAAAGAGUCAAACAAUAACACAGAGAACGCUACUCCGUCGAUUGUGGUAACUGCAAAUGGGUCGCUGCUUAUUCCCCGGCUUAAUGUAACUGGUGCAAUCGAACACGUUGAAUUUGUAAUGGACGGUUCGACCGAAGUAACACAAUUACACGUCGACGAAACUGUUAAAACAUUUCUGUUGAAGGGAACCAGUUUACUACAGUCCCUGGCAUAUGUAAUGGCAAAGAGUGGUGAUUUGCAGUUUGGAACAUUGACGAAUUUCCGCACAGACGAUAUCGACUGUCAGUCAGCAACUGUUCUCAAAGAUGCCGUAGUAACGAUGGAUAGUAUCGAGCGCGAAGCCGUUUUACUUUUAUCAGCACAAACAAUAAAUAUCGCUGGCACAGUAAACAUCAAGCGCAAACUGUACCUAUCUGCAGCAGAUGAGAGCAAACAGCCGUCCGUAGUCGUCGAAGGGACUAUUGAGGGAGCGGUAGAGAAUGCGUCGGCCACUUUACGAGUCGAGACGUUGUCCGUAUCGGGGAUCAUUGGAAAACUGCAGUUUUGCGAAUUAGUAGCUCGAGGAAGUUUGGAAGUUCUGCCGACUGGAAAAUUUCAGGCAAUCGAAAACCUGGAAGCGGAUGCAGAAUGGAUGACCUGGAAAGGGGAAGUCAGCCACUGCAAAAAAGCCUCCUUGACUGGAUGGGGACUGUUGUGUACCGGGCGGCUGAACGAUGCUAUCGACGAAAUCGCAGUUCACUCGAAUUUAGUCUUUGCCAACAUAGGUCAGUUGGGGGCACCGCUGAUGACUUUUGCAUCGCCAUUUAUUUUUAACAUAUCGCUGACGGGAGAUGCCGCUGCAAUGGGAAGCAAUCCUAAUCAGGGCGUGCUCGACAUAAAGUCGCUUGUGUGCUUGUGUUCGGGAAGCCAGAUGUCGGCCGAAAGCAUUCAGAAUACAUCGGUGCUGUUGUUUAAAUUCAGUACGCUAACCCAAGCGGAAACUCCGAGUAAGGAUCAGCUGGAGAAUUGGAAAAAAACCGUUGAAGCUUUGAAUCAAAAUUUUACAACGAGAUCAUCAUCUGCGUCGCUGGGCGAUAUUCAGCGAUCGAUCCAAUCAGUUUCGGCUUCAACGGGACGGACAGAAAUCGAGUUGCGAGAUGUUGUGAAACUGUACGCAGGAACCCGGGAUAUUGUUUACAAAAUGAACACUAGCGGUAUUCAGACGUUCGACGUACCGGAACUAGUCGGAAAACUGAUGGAAGCCAAUAGCUAUUUCCAGAACAUUUCAUCUAUUAAAGAGCGAUUGCUACAGGUACCAAAGCUGGCCCGGGAAUUGUACAACAAGGGUAUCAGAAAACUCAAAUCACUGCACGAGCAAUUCGGGUUUACUGGAAUUAAAGCGGCGGAUCCGACGAAGAAAGGAGUGCAGGAAAGUGGAAUGUGGGCUUAUCAUUCCGGUGUCAUGACGACUGGAGCGGGGUAUACGGCUAUGUUUGUCGAAUCGUGGGUGAAUGAUGGAACAGUGUCGUCGAGCGCUGGAGAUAUUGCAAUCAGCGGGAGCAAAUUGAUCAAACAGUCCGCGGCUGGACGCAUGCUUAGUGCGUACGGCUCGGUGUUUAUGGAUGCAGAGGAUGCGGAUGUCAGUAACAUUAGCGCUGCCAAGAUGCUACUGUUGGAAGUGGAUAAAUCCCUUAAAGCUAACAAUAUCUUGAACGCCAAACUAGCAAAGUUAACUUCAAAAUCCGGCGACGUGAGUCUGUCGAGAGCAAAAACAGACACUGUGCUGUUGUCGGGGGCGAAAAUUGAUGCGCAAGACGUGAAUGCCGAAGAAUUAGAAGCAAAGGCAAAGGGCGACAUCGGACUUGUUGGUGUAAAAGGAGGAAACAUUUUCGCGUCUUCCGAAGAAGGAUCUAUUAGCGCCACUGGCGUCAAAGCGAAAACCCUACAGGCUGAGGCAAAGCAGGGUGCAAUAUCCGCAUCGAAAGUGGAUGUUGACAGCUUGAUAGCAGACGCCAAGAAUGAUGUCACCCUAGCAAAGAUCAAAGCGAAAGACCUGGAUGCGAAAAGCCAUGAACAAGCGGUGCGUCUUACCGGCAAAGUUGCUGCUGACAAGGCUACUUUAUCUGGUGCAGCUACGGUACAGCUGGAAUAUGCUGGCGGCAAUGCGGAUCACGAGUUUGAUUCGUUAAAACUGGAGACCAAGAGAAUGCAAAAGGACGAGCUGUUCAAGCUGCUGCAUGGUAGUGGUGCGUUUGCAGCGAUGAAGAUAUCGGAUAAACUCGAUUUAGCCGUUACGGACCAAGCGAUUGUCCUUGGAUCGAUCAAUAAACCAUACGACUUGAGUGUCACAGGAAAAACGGUGGAUGUCAUCGGGAACGUGGCAGCCAAAAAUUUAGCCAUCAGGGCAAAGGACGGAGAUGUCAGUGUAAAGAAAAACGCCAGUCUUGCAGCCAAGAAUGAUUUAACUGUCAAAGCAAAAGGUCACAUCAACAUGGAGGCCGGGUCAAGAGCCAGCGCCAAUCAGGAUGUGAGCAUGGAGUCAGAAGAAAAGUCCAUAACUCUCACCAAUGCUCAUGUGUCCGGUGGCCGUAGCGUCGAAAUGAAGGCAAAGCAGGAUAUUAACAUUCUCGCUGAGAAACACCACGGACAACGGGCGAAAGCCAGCACAGUUACGGGUGGUGCCGGGAAAGCGUAUGGAGACGCUGGGAGAAAAAUGGGACUCCGAAUGGACGCCGGGAACAAUCUAAACGUAAAAGCAUCAAAACUUAAAAGUGAUGCAGACAAUAUAUUGACUGCUGAAAAGGACAUCAAUAUCUUAGCCGAGACGACGGAUUACUCCUCCACCGAAACGAAACGAUCGGGAUUCCUCGGUUACAAAAAAACCACAACGACUACAACUUGGACCGAAGUUGACGGCUCCGACAUCCAGUCUGGCGGCAAGAAUAUAAUGGUGGCAAAAAGCGGCGGGAUUACCAGUAUUGCGUCCAAUAUAAACGCGGCAGAAUCCAACUACUUGAGCGCCCGAAAAGACGUCAAACUCUUGGACAUCGUCACCACCCGUCGUGCCACGACCAAUCAAAGCACGUGGUGGGGACUGCGAAAAUCAACGGAACAUGAUGCACAACAGUUAGGUCACGGAAGCAGUCUGGUCAGUAAAGGUCACGAUCCCAGUACUAUCAUCUCCAAAGAAGGCGACAUCCUGAUCGAAGGGUCCACAGUUAAGGCAGCCGGUGAAAUGAACUUAAUAGCGGAGCAGGGCAAAGUGCAGAUUAAAGAGCGCAUUCUGACCGAUACGAAAUCCAGGGAAUGGUCCGGGUUGACGAUCGGUAUUGGAUCGGUCGGCUACAGAACCGAGGAAUCCAGUUCCACGCAAGAUCGACUGGCUGGCAACAGCUUCAGCGUGGGAAGGCUGAACGUCAAAGCCAAGCAGUUUCACGUGGAAAACAGUAUGAAUUUUGACGUGUCUGACGACAUGGAGAUUGAUGCGGAGGAUGUGAAAUUCACCGGCGCCCACUUGCGGUCACAAUCCAACGAGCACUCUUUCGAAGGGUCUUUUUCCGGUUUAAGUAUGUGUCUUUCGUUUACAGAGGAGACGUCCGCAAAGACAGCGUCCACGUACCAGAACCAGAUCGUAUCCGUUGGCGGUAAGGUCACCUUUAAGAAUGUCAAAAAUCUGGCUAUGCACGAUGCCAAUCUCAGUGCGGACGAAGUUACGGGGGAUAUCGAAAACCUGGACGUGACAUCGAAUCUAUCGACUAGCGAAGAAACCAGCAAAAAGAACACUUUGGACUACAAUUUCGUGAUGGUGAGCGGGCUUCCAGUUCCGAUUCCAGGGUUUGAUAUGAGCGACAGUCAAACAAAGUCCGGGCACGUGGAUCAAAUCUCCGGAAUUCAUGCAAGGAAAUCGCUACGCUCCAGUGAUUUGCGAAUAAAAAAGGCUUUGCUGACCGGCGCUUCGAUCACGUCCGACGCGAACAUUGAAAAUGUUGUUGAGAAAGUUGAAACGAAAGAUGUCGACGAGUAUUUGGACCACAGCGCAAAUUCCUGGGCACUAUCGGUGAAUCCUCAAGUGAACUCGUAUUCCGCGGGUUAUUCUAAAGCGUCCCAUCAACGCAAAGGCAAAGUGCAGGCAACGAUCGCAUCAACAUCAUCGGCCGGAAAAGUGGCGGAAAAGUAUCACUCCGCAGCCAUCAAUCGCAAUGCGCAAGCUAGGCGCAUAGUCACAGAGGAGCACAAGUCCUCCGUCGGUGUCAAGGUGCACGUUAGCCAGACCGGAGCCAUGGUCAAGGUCAACGACGUGGGAGGUGGUCUCAUUCUUGACAAAGGUAAGAUCGAAGCGAAUCUCAGUUGGACUGAUUUCGAAGCCGGUUUCAGCUACGGCGAGAAAGACGGCGCCAGUGCUAGAUUUCGCAUGGGUGAGACGGAUGUAUCUGCGGGAUAUUCUUUGAAAGAUGGUGGUGGACAUGUUAAAGUCAAAACCAGUGAAUUCGAAUACGGCGUCAAAGGUGACAAAACCGGCGGAUCGGUUACAGCCAAGCAUGGGGAUGUCGACAUUAGUGUAGCAGCUGGAAAAGAUGGCGGCUCAGUUAAAACCGUCAUUGGCGGUUCUGGCGUUUCGCUCGGAGCAACGAAAAGCGGGAAGAUUGAUCUUGGUGCACAACACGGGGGAACUGCCGUGGCGCUCGGGUCGGAAAAGUCUGGCGGUUAUUUAAGAGGAUCCCAUGAAGGUGCCGGAUUUGGUGUUUCCAAGAACAGAGACGGCAGUACUUUUAGCGCAAAUGCGGGAGAUUCGCGGAUUGAUGUCAACAGCAACAAUAACGGAAAAUUCAGUGUGGGUGCCGUUAGCGGCACUACCGCUGUGGCCUUUGGUGCGACUGAUUCCGGAAAUUAUGCUUAUCUGAAGCACGGUGACAGCGGUGUCGGUUAUUCAGGUAAUGCGGACGGUGGCGACUUCAGCGCUAAUAUGGGCCAGUCACACUUGAAUAUUAGUGGUAACCGGGACGGUAAACUUAACAUUAACGCUGGAAGUGGAGAUACAGCCAUUAACUUCAGUAAACAAAACGGAGAAAGUUCUCUUUCGGCCAGACACGGCGAUGCCAAUUUGGAUUUGACUGCGAAAGACAGCGGCACGGCAUUUCAUGCCGGAGCAGGUGAUUUUCAUCUCGGUGUUAGCGGCAACAGUGACGGAAAACUGGGGAUAGAUGCAGGCGCCGGCAAAGCAGCUGUUAAAUUCGGAAUUGACCAAUCCGGAUCGUCUCUGACAGCGACACACGGCGAUGCCGAGUUUAAUUUGUCGAAAAAUUCUUCCGGCACCACGCUUGGUGCCAAAGUUGGCGAUAACCACUUUAAUGUUGCGAACCGCGAUGGCAAAUUUGUAAUGGGGGCAAAAAGUGGGAAGACGGCAGUUAAACUUGGUGAUGAUGCCUCCGGACGUUUUCUUUCAGCGUCGCAUGGUGAGGCCCGAAUUGGUUAUUCCAUGAAAGCUUCCGGUUCUGCAUUGGACGUGGGUGUUGGGAAAUCGCACUUGAAGGUUACUGACAGCAACGAGAAAGGUUUAAGCAUGAACGCGGGAUACGACGAAACGGCUGUGACGUUCAACGCCAAUGAUGCGGAGCAUUCUUUGAGCGUUAAACACGAAGGAGCCACUGUUGGUUACUCUACGAAUGCUAGUAGUGGUGCGUCUCUCAAUCUAGCAACAGGGAAAACCAAGGUCGGCAUAAACAACAGCGGUAACGGUCAUUUUGCGGUAAAUGCGGAACACAGCGGUAUGGCUAUUGGAGCGACUAGGAACAAGAACGGAGCUACUCUGCACGGCAGACAUGGAAAUGCCACCGUUGACAUUGCGGCUGAUAAGAACAACGUAACAGGACAGUUGAAAGCGAAUGGAGCACGUUUCAACGCUAAAAGUGACAAGAAUGGAGUUCAAGGAAAUUUCGAAAAGGGUGCCACAACCGUUACCGUGCAUCGGAAUACGCGCGACGGUACCGGUUUUAGAGCGAAAAGCGGAAAUACCGCGCUCGACCUUCAACAAAGCACACGUGGAGCCAUUGGCGCAAGGUUGAAGCACGGUAAUGCAACGGUUGGUUUGACGGCAUCCAAGUCGGCAGGGGCGUUAGCAGCAAAGAAAGGCAAUGUUGGUGUGGCGGCUGUGAAUAAAAAAGGCGCUGAUAAUCGAUUGGACCAAGCAGUGGUUGGGUGUGUAAGCGCUAUAAUAAGCAAAGAAAUCGCGCUGCCUCAAGUCGCCGGUAUGGACACGAAGGUCUCGGGUCUGAUAACAUCGCUGUUGCCAGAAGAAAUGCAAUAUGAUAACCUUGGCGUGAACCUUUUGGAAACCGUCACCACUGCAUUACCAGAUACAAAUAUCCUGGAUAAUGUGGCGGGUACGGCUCUAGACCUCUGUACGGAGCAGCUAGAUGCAACUGAAAGCCGAAUUGAAUCAAAUACCGAAUGGGCGGGAGAAACAGGGCUUGUCAGUCGAACCGACAAUUAAUUAGCGACCGCGGCUAAGUGUCGAUUCUCUCAUAGCCAAAGGAUUACCUGACUGGAUCAGUCCAAGUUCAAGAAAGAAUUCAGCUUUCUCUGCCUUGGAUUUCUAUGCUAUAUAUAGCUGCUAGGAUACCUGCUGAUUGCAGCAUGGCUCUAACCAAACCGAACCUUUUAUACAAACGGAAUAACGUUUUUUAAUUGUAUCAUCUUUUAUUACGUAGCAGAUUAACUGUCAUACAAUUUACAAAUACAACGCAGUCUGAGAA